Molecule: messenger RNA, 1032 nt
Organism: Fonsecaea multimorphosa CBS 102226
Lineage: Eukaryota; Fungi; Ascomycota; Eurotiomycetes; Chaetothyriales; Herpotrichiellaceae
Exons: 3
Coding region: 1-1032 (343 amino acids)
Molecular function (GO): methyltransferase activity
Source: RefSeq, a predicted model, not a curated record
AUGUCAGUCUCUGGUAGCGACAGUGCCUUGGAGGCAAUCAGUGAUCAUAUGGAUGACGGCACCCAUUCAGCCCUCGACGAGACCGAUUCCGGAUACUGGGACCAGGAAUCCACGACGCAGUCGGUGACAGCUAGCAUCUACGACUAUGAGAGGCUUCACAAUCGAACCUAUCAUUCUUUCCACAGAGGCAAAUACUUGAUGCCCAAUGACGAGAGCGAGCAGGACAGAAUCGACAUCACCUACCACGCUGUGCGCCUGUCGUUCAAGGACAAUUUGUUCUUCGCACCGCUUCCCAACCCACGGGCAAUUCUCGAUAUUGGAACUGGCACGGGCACAUGGGCGCUGGAGGCUGCUGAAACACAUCCCGAGGCAAACGUCGUUGGCACUGAUUUGAGUCCCAUUCAGCCGAACUAUGUAACGCCAAACCUGACCUUCGAGAUUGCAGAUGCCGACGAAGAGUGGGCAUUCCCCCACAGAUUCGACCUGGUCCACAGCAGAAUCAUGAGCGACUUUACGUUGCGGAGCUGGCCUCAUUUCUUCGAGCAGGCGUUUCAAUACCUCAACCCCGGAGGAUGGGUGGAAUGCCAGGAGUUUGAUUACAAUCGUCGAAGUGACGAUAGCACUAUUCCUCCAGACAGUCGGCUCAGCUUUUGGGAACGCGAAUGGACAAGAGGGAUGGAAAUGACUGGUCUGGGCGGAUUCUGCAAACCGGAGCUCACGAUGGAGCAGAUGCGCAACGCAGGCUUUGUCAAUGUCACCUGCCACAGGUACAAGAUUCCCAUAGGUCCCUGGCCCAAAGAUCCUCAACUCCGACAAGCUGGGAUGUUCGGCUUGGUCAAUAUCCUUGACGGCAUCCAAGGACUGAGUCUGAAGAUAUUUAUGGAGCUCCUGGGGUACUCACUUGAUGAGCUCGAGAACUUACUGACAGACUGCCGAAGAGAGGCUAGAGACCGUACUGUCCACAGCUACUGGCCGUUAUUUGUUAUACUGGGGCAGAAACCCGCCGACGCAGAAACCCCAGCACAGGCCUGA